AUGCCAACUAUGUCCAAAUCCAAGACGAGCCCGAUAUGGGCCACCAGGAGCGCUUCGAUCAAUCUGGCUCUGGUCUGUCACUCCUGGUAUUCCAUUGUCAAGCACGAACUCUACAAAAGCCUGGUCAUUGAGCCCAAGAAAACCAAAGUCAGGCCGUGUCACAUGGCGCUCAAAUCUGCCGUCAAUUGUCGCCGCCGGCAUGCAGCACAGGGUCAUACACCUUUGUCUCGCGAUGCUACCCUCAUCGACGUUAUCCGAGGGCUCGGCGUACACCAUCACAGACUCCCCAACCUAUGCUCAAUUCUUAUAAUGACAUGUGAUGGAUAUACAGAGUUCCCUCGGCUCAUCUCCACCUACUUGCUGCAGCUGUUCCCCCAUGUAUUCUCUGUCACUCCUAUCACGUCUGGCAGCCUAUCGACUGUGCCUGCCAACAUCUACUACAAUCUCAUCGUGAUGUUGGCUGCCUCUAUCAGCAAGAUCACGGUCGAUGGCUUCAUCCUUCGUAGUAUCCCACAUGUGCAUUUCCAGAACCUGACCAGUAUCCGCAUUAUAGACCCAUCAGAGGGCACGGCAUCCCGGAACUAUGCGCAUUGCAUUGGGUCGCUUGUUAUCCUCGAUGAUGCAAACAAGCUGCAGCGCCUCAACCCAAAGUUGGUCCGCAAUAUACGCGAGUUCUGCAUCAGCGAUUCGCAGAGAACUCAGAUCCCUGUACUCGACAAGAACGGCUUCUUUAUCAAGAUCUUUGAUAUCCCGGCCAAGCUGAACAAAGUCACGCUGUCUCUGCCACAAUCCGACUUCCCGCCCAUCAAGGACGCAAAAUGGCCAAUGCUUAGGAGUCUGCGCCUUGUAGCUCGCUCAAUUCCGCUGCAGAGCAUUGAGAUUCUCAUGACGCAGCUGCCCCGGAUGCACACGCUAGAUCUCUCCAUGUCCCACUCGGAUCAGCAAGCCAGUGAUGAGGUUGUGUGCAGCAGGAGGACCCCACUAAGCACAUCAGUUCUGGUAUUUGGUCUCAAAAUCGCAUUCCCGACACUGCGAGACAAGACCUGGCUACUGAUGGCAACCCGGCGGCUGCCAGAGCUUUACAAGCUAGUUCUGUCGGAGCGCUUUAAGGUGGACAAGGCAGCCUUGAGACGGGUGUACAAGAAUGGUCUAGCAUUUGUCUAGGCUUUAUGAUUUCUACCAUUUGUAGAUUUGUUCUAACUAUAGGCAGUUUAUCAUUUUUCUUUCAUUUUUCGCCUCCU
Messenger RNA from Linderina pennispora, 1241 nucleotides. RefSeq lists its product as uncharacterized. Bases 1 to 1164 code for a protein of 387 amino acids. The record is from RefSeq and is a predicted model, not a curated record. The transcript is spliced from 5 exons. NCBI's taxonomy places the organism in Eukaryota, Fungi, Kickxellomycota, Kickxellomycetes, Kickxellales, Kickxellaceae.